Sinocyclocheilus rhinocerous is the source of this 792-nucleotide messenger RNA. RefSeq names its product protein C19orf12 homolog. The coding region runs from base 77 to 502 and encodes 141 amino acids. NCBI's taxonomy places the organism in Eukaryota, Metazoa, Chordata, Actinopteri, Cypriniformes, Cyprinidae. The transcript has 3 exons. The record is from RefSeq and is a predicted model, not a curated record.
GAUUUCACCCAGAGUGUCUGGAACAGGCGUCUGCUAGCUCCUCUUUAAAGAACAAAAGGUUUCUCUUGACAUCACAAUGAGCAGUCGAGUGGAUGAUGUUAUGCAGCUUUGCUGUGAGGUCUCGGCCAGCAGGAAGAUGAAAGCAGCCAUGAAGAGCUCUGGAAAGGGAGCUGCAGCGGCUGGUGGAGGUGCUUUUGUAGGGGGGAUGGUUGGAGGCCCAGCCGGAAUAGCUGUUGGUGGUACUUUGGGAGGUCUUCUGGGAACAUGGAUGACCAGUGGCCAAUUCAAACCUCUUCCUGAGAUCAUCAAGGAGUUGCCUUCAAAAUAUAAGGAGAAACUGUACUCUGAUGUCAUGGGUGCAUUGGGCACACUUGACUGGACAGACGUGGCUGGCCUUAUUGUUCUGGUUAUGGGCAGUGCCACUCUGCAAGAGCAAGUGCUUGCUGCUAUACUCACUUAUGCCAGAAAAGAGCUCAAGGCUGAAGUGCAGUAUGGAAACUGACCACUAGAGGGUUGAUGUCACCAGCCAGUGGUUCUCAAUCCUGCAUCCUGUUUCUUUUGUAGCCUACUCGUGUUUCUGUUUCUCUGCAGCUCCUGUUCAGCCUCUUUUUUUUAAGCAAUAACAUUAGCCUUAUGAAGACAAUUAGUUAUGUGCAUAAUGCAGGUUAUUCAAAUAAAGCAGGUUAAUUUGUGGCCUGAUCUGUGGUGGUUUUCGGUACCUCCUGUGGUGCAGUUAAAACUAAUACAAUUUUAUUUCUGAUUUUAAAAAGUUUAAAUGUAUUAUUAUUGUUU